Messenger RNA from Ailuropoda melanoleuca (giant panda), 967 nucleotides. It is a transcript of the gene B2M, whose product is annotated as beta-2-microglobulin. The transcript is spliced from 4 exons. The record is from RefSeq and is a predicted model, not a curated record. The coding region runs from base 88 to 444 and encodes 118 amino acids. Lineage: Eukaryota; Metazoa; Chordata; Mammalia; Carnivora; Ursidae. Gene Ontology annotation, cellular component: MHC class I protein complex. Gene Ontology annotation, biological process: immune response.
GAUUGGCGGCGCGCGCUUGGAAUAUAAGUGGAGGCACCGGGUAGGUCGGCAACACUGACUUAGCCGGCUGCUCGAGCGAGAGGGGCCAUGGCUCCUCUCUUGACCUUCGUUUUCGUCGGUCUGCUUUCUCUCUCUGGCCUGCAUGCCGUCCAGCAUGCUCCAAAAAUUCAGGUUUACUCACGUCACCCAGCAGAGAAUGGAAAGCCAAAUUUCCUGAACUGCUACGUGUCAGGGUUCCACCCACCAGAAAUUGAAAUUGAUUUGCUGAAGAAUGGAGAGAAGAUGAAGGCAGAACAGUCAGACCUGUCUUUCAGCAAGGACUGGACUUUCUAUCUUCUGGUCCACACUGAAUUCACUCCCAAUGGACAGGAUGAAUUUAGCUGCCGUGUAAAGCAUGUUACUCUCAGUGAGCCCCAGAUCAUUAAGUGGGAGCGAGACAACUAACCAGCAUCAUGGAGGCUUGAAGAUGGUGCAUUAAGAUUGAACUAAUCCCUUAAUGUAUUCUUUGUAAUGCUGAUAUGCCUUUAUGCUUUAUGCAUACAAAUCAUAAAGUUAUACUCAUGAUGAUACAAAUAUAAUCUACUUGCUAAUUUUACAUUGGUAAUUGUGUCGCCAUAUUUGACCUGUCUGGGCAGGUAGCUGUAGUUGCGGGCCUGGAAGCUUAGAGGUGGGGAGGGCAGAAUUCUCAUGUUCACUAUCAAUAUCUUGGUCAGACCUGAACUGUUCAGUCUAUUCACACAGAACUGGAUAAGAAGGUAGUUAUGCAUGUUUAGAGUUAAUUUCCAAUUUGCAUACUUUGUUUAGAAUUGGGAAAUUUUUUGAAGGAUAAUUGUCAAAUUAUUGGAAAUUUGUUAACAGUGGAUAAGACACUCAUAUAAAAUUCAUAUUCAUCUCUCAGAAACAUUGUUGCACAUGAUUUGACUUAUGUUAAUUUUGUUUCAAUAAUUAAAACAAUGGUGAAAUUUGA